CAUAUUUUGUCAAUAAUCUAAACACGUCAAUUGUUAAAGGCCGGAUUGAGGAAUAAAAAAUAAUAAAAAUGAGUUCUCUUACAUCUGUAAUUCCAAAACUCUAUCAAGAAUAUACUACCAAGACACCUAAAAAGCUGAAAAUAAUUGACGCUUAUUUGUUAUAUGUCUUUCUUACGGCCGUUAUACAAUUUGUAUAUUGUUGCCUUGUCGGCACCUUCCCAUUCAAUUCCUUUUUAAGUGGAUUUAUUUCCACCGUAAGCUGCUUUGUACUCGGUGUUUGCUUGAGACUGCAAGUUAAUCCAGAGAAUAAAAAUGAGUUCCAGGGCCUGAGUGCAGAGAGAGGAUUCGCAGAUUUUAUUUUUGCUCAUCUUGUAUUGCAUAUAGUUGUUAUCAAUUUCAUAGGUUAAGUUUGUAAGGUAUUGAUUUAAUUCACAAUAAAAUAAAAAUACAGUA
Messenger RNA from Danaus plexippus (monarch butterfly), 453 nucleotides. It is a transcript of the gene Dad1, whose product is annotated as dolichyl-diphosphooligosaccharide--protein glycosyltransferase subunit DAD1. Bases 69 to 407 code for a protein of 112 amino acids. NCBI's taxonomy places the organism in Eukaryota, Metazoa, Arthropoda, Insecta, Lepidoptera, Nymphalidae. Gene Ontology annotation, cellular component: membrane; oligosaccharyltransferase complex. The record is from RefSeq and is a predicted model, not a curated record. The transcript is spliced from 2 exons. Gene Ontology annotation, biological process: protein N-linked glycosylation.